Hydatigera taeniaeformis is the source of this 2364-nucleotide messenger RNA. The record is from the annotation of a GenBank genome assembly. Lineage: Eukaryota; Metazoa; Platyhelminthes; Cestoda; Cyclophyllidea; Taeniidae.
AUGCUUGAAGAUUAUUGGUUAGUUAUUACUGUUGAUGCUGCAGCGGCUUUGCACUCACUUUGGGCAGCUUAUUGUGUCCGGAUGCGGGCGUUGUCUGACGAUGAGUUAAGAGAAGAGCUAAAGGCUAACGGGUUUGAACCUGGCCCGAUCACGCCUGCUACUAGGCAGGUUUACGAGAGGAAACUGGAACGGUUGCGUAGGGAUAAUAAAUCUGGUCCCAAAAUACUUUCCUUCGAUAAAACCAAGCCGGGGGAAUCAACUAAGUCUGAGGGUAAUGGCUCUUCAUCAAAGUUGUUUUCCCGUUCACUGAAUCGAAACUCGUUGCUAAGCUCAACGCGUGCCGAUGCAUCCAACAGCCUGUUGGAAUCCGAUUUCCGACGUCAGCUUCCAAACACAUCAUUGCGAGAUCCCCACAUUGGAACAGCUCCUCUUCAGCAGAAUCCUGGUAACACACCAACUGCUGGGAUUCGAUCACCUUUGAGAGCAGUCAACACCGAUUUUCUGCGGACUUCCUCAACCGUUGCAAAUGUUGGAGUUGGCAUUAGACCCAAAAGUUCCGUCUUAGGUCCUUCUGCUAAACAAUCCUUUCAUCAUGAUUGCGGGCCGAGUCCAUCUACUUCCCCGCUUUCGUUUGGCCGUGGAAUGAGUACAUCGUACGGCAGUGAUCUCUACGGGAUCAGUAAUGCAACGGUAUCAUCCCAAGAAAGACCAGUUUGCUCUGGUUGGAUCCCACGAUCCUCUAAUUUAGGAUCGCGAAUUAUUUCUGAUGACUCAAAUCUAACUUCAGAUGAUGUCGUUCAUAGAGCUUAUCAGUCUGAUAAGAGCUCAAACUGCUGUCAGCCAUUGUCAGAAGAAUCCUUUGAAAAGUCAAUCUGUUCAAAAUUGUUUGGGUUUUCGUUUGGAAACCAGGUGCCAAAUUUGAUCUUGUUUUGUGGAAUUACCUUGCUCGCGGUGAUAGUUUCAAGCUAUCUUCUCUUGAAGGACAAACACAGUAAUGUGGGUCGGAUUGCUGACUUCCAAAAGGUAAUUUGUCUGCCUGAGGGACAUCAUAAACCAGUAACAACUGCAGUUUCUUCGCGGCAAACUUGCGUCAGUAGUCAAGAACUUCCCGUGAUCUUACGAAUAAUUCAUAGCCUUUUUGAAAUUCUUAGCCGAUUCGCUGGCGAAUACUUCUGUGGGGAUUCGGUUGAAAGUUCAAGAAUGGAGGUGGAGACAGCAAAGCGUCUUGUUGAAAGUUACUUCGCAGAUCAUCCUGCCACCUCUGUGUCUGUGAAUCAGGUAGACGACUUGUGGAGCAAGGUUUUGAUCAUGAUUGCUGAAGUUGGGCAAAAACACCUGCAAAUUGCUGCCUAUGACUCGGAUGGUCACCCUUCUGUAAACUGCCACGAUGUGGUAGAGUUAGAGAGUCUACGUCCAUACAUCCCCGGCAGUUGUCGCCUACGUCUUUUCGCUCACUCCGUUUUGCACUUUCUGAACAACCUUCUUUGGGUACUUGUUAUUCUCUCUGCAGUGGGCGGUUUUUGUUAUGUGAUUUACCGCAUCAAGCAGUCCCAGCAGAACCGCUCAAAGAAACGCGCAAUGCGUGUUCGAGAAAUCGUUCGUGAGGUGUCUUGCAUACUACAACAGCAACUACAGCACAGACAAUCAAAUCCUCCUGAACCGCCGUAUGUACCUGUUUCAGUGAUCAAAGAAAGGCUCAGUCACACCAAUUCAGAUUUGGCGGAGUUUUGGACAGAGGUGGAACACUACGUGCACUUGGUGGAGGGGAGUAUUUUAGUACAAGAGUGGCGCGGCGUGGGUGAAACCUGGCAAUGGCAAGCGGGGUCGGGUUGGCAAGGCUCGGGUAAGCAUCUCUCUGUGUCUUCUCCACACUCUUCCACCACCAUCGCCAAUACGGCCAACAGCUUGGAGGGUCAGCCCCGCAGCUACACUGCUAACUCCAGCUGUGCUGUUGAGACCCUUCAAGGUAAAUCGCCUCAUCUGCCCUUCACCACGCCUCCGACAGAAUGCUUGAAGAUUAGAAACAUGUUUACCAGGGACGCUGAUGUAUUCAUCCUCACUCACCUCUCCCGCAGCUCAAUGGAUGCCUCUGCUAAACGUCGGCUGAUACGCGAACUACUCAAUCGUGUCGCAGGUUGUGGACCCAUCUUGCACAUAGGAUUGGAUAGUCAAAAUAAUCAGGGUUUAGUUUAUAUGAAGUGUGCCUCCCCCGCAGUUGCUGGCAGGGUCUUCGAAGUAAUAAACGCCAACUACUUCGAUAGUCAUCUUUUGACUGUCAAAUUUUUGCGUGCAUCCAAGUAUCACCUACGUUUUCCUGACGCGCACAGCGUCGUCACCCCGCUCAACGCUGCAGACUUUGAGUAA